AUGAUCGACUUAAGCUUCCUGACGGAGGAGGAGCAGGAGGCCAUCAUGAAGGUUCUGCAGCGAGAUGCCGCCCUGAAGAGGGCUGAAGAGGAGAGAGUCAGACAUUUGCCUGAAAAAGUUAAGGAUGACCAGCAACUGAAGAAUAUGAGUGGCCAGUGGUUUUAUGAAGCCAAGGCAAAAAGACACAGAGACAGAAUCCAUGGUGCAGAUAUCAUCAGAGCAUCCAUGAGGAAGAAGAGGCCCCAGGUAGCAGAUGAGCAGAGUAAGGACAGAGCAAACAGGGCAAAGGAAAGCUGGGUGAAUAACGUCCACAAGGAUGCUUUCCUCCCCCCAGAGCUAACCGGUGUUGUAGAAGAGCCAGAAGAUGUAGCCCCAGCAAGCCCAAGUUCCAGCAUGGUAAAUCCAGCGUCCACCAUGAUUGAUCCAUCCCAGGAAAACACAAGGAAGUCAGGUGUAUCUACAGCCAAGCAAAGGAAGAAUCCAUUUGAUAGCUCCAUGUUGCCAGAAGAUCACUUAUCUCAACAAACCGAAAAUGAGCAGUCAAAAAAUGGAAAGACUGGUUUCUUUCAGACUUCAAAAGAGGGGGAGUUGUCAGAGUCCAAAGAAGAGUCAUCUAUCCUGGAUAAUUCAAGCCAAAAGUUAGAAAAACCAAAGCAGACGGUUCCAGGUCCUGAGAAUGGGUCCCCAGUCAAGGCUCCAGUCCCCAAAGCCAGGAAAAUGAUCUACAAGUCCCAGAACUUAAUGCAAGAUGAUAACCAGCCUUUUCCUAGACGAAGGACAGACUCCCUGAACACAAGAGGGGCCCCCAGAGGGAUCCUGAAACGCAAUUCCAGUUCCAGUAGCACAGACUCAGAAACUGUGCGUUUUCAUCACAACUUUGAACCCAAAAGCAAAAUUGUAUCCCCGGGCCUAACCAUCCAUGAGAGAAUUUCUGAGAAGGAACAUUCUUUAGAAGAUGACUCCCGCUCAGACUCGCUGGAGCCAUUAAAGCAUGUGAGAUUCUCUGCCGUGAAGGAUGAACUGCCACAGAGUCCAGGGCUGGUCCACGGCCGAGAAGUGGGAGAAUUUAGCGUUUUAGAGUCCGAUAGGUUGAAGAAUGGAACAGAAGAUGCAGGGCUCCCAGAUGAGGUUUGGAAUGACCCUCAGCCUUCCCAGUACACAAACGGUUUGCCUUUUCAGUCAUCAGCCUCAAGCCCAAGUCCAUCAAAAAAUGAAACAAGUCAGCCAACGACUUCUGGUUCCUUUCCAAUUAAUGAGCACCGUUCUUCCAAAGAAGUUUUAACUACAAGAGCACAGUCCACUGAGAAUUCACAUACCAUCAAUGAACACAAAACUAGCUCAUCAGAAUUAUCCAAAAACCCUGCUGAUGAACUGUCUUGCACUGAGCCCGAGUCAUCUCAGGUGCCAGACUGCAGUUCUAGAGACCAUCAGCAAGGUAAGCCCCCUCUACUCCAGGCCCUAAGAGCUAAGACAUCCUCACAUUCUGGUCCAUAUGCCACUGAGAUAAGGAAGACAACUGAUGAUUCCAUAUCUAAAGUCCUAGACUGGUUUAACCGAAGCUCUCAUUCAGAUGACAGUGUGGCAUCUCUGCAAUAUCCCCAAGAAAUACAGCCCAAAGAAAAACCAGACUCCAAGCCACAGAUUGCUGUUGCCUUGGUGACAGAUGACAUCAGUCAAGAAGGAAAUGGUUUGAUUGCUCUACUACCCACCAAAGUUGAAUUGACCCCUGUGGGACCUGAUUCAGCAUUCCAGGUAGAGGAACAUAUGCUGCCUUCUGGAAACUGCCAAGAUAACAAUGUGCACAUCAAAUCCAGAUCUAUUAAUUUGUCCCCACAAGGCAAGGAAAGUCCGGGCAUGUUGCAACCAUUUGAAAUCUACAGUCCAAAUCAAGAAAGGAAAACAAAAGACUAUAGCCAAAGUUCAAAAAACACAGGGAAAGCAGUUGGGGUACUUCUUCCAGCCAAUAACUGUUCCUGUAGUAUUCACAAAGGAUCUCAUGCAGAAGACCAAGUUCCAUGCAAUAUUAAGGAUGCUGGCAGCUUAGGUGAAGAAGAACCCAAGCUUCGUGUUUAUGAAAAAAAUACAAGAAAGUCAGAAGUAAAUUUUGACUCUUCCACAAUUAUCCAAGAGCCGAGUUUGAAAGCCCACGUAAAGGCAGAGAGCGAGAGCAAAGGAAGAGAUACUUCCAUCCUAAAAUCUUCUUUAGAACCAGAGAAUAUUGAGUCACCACUUGGGGCUGCCAACAGCGUAUCUCCUUGGAAGAAGGUUGAGGUCCAGUUACCAGAAGCUGGUGAGGUUCCCCAGAACCGAGUACAAAGAGAGAAGUACAAGAGAGUGAGUGACAGAAUAUCCUUUUGGGAAAGUACAAAAGCUGCCGUUCAUAAAGAACCCCCAUCUCCAUUCAGUCAGGAACGACCUUCUGCUAAAGCAUGUCAGCCUGUGACGUCCGUGGACAGUUUACCUAUGGGCCGUGGUAAAUGUAAUACUCAAGUCACUGCCAAACAAGUAAUCCUAGAUAACGAUGGCCAAGCAGCCCACGUCUCCAGUUUUUAUUCCUCAAAGAAACCUAAAGAGACUAGGCCCCAAAUAUCAGGUCCAUCCAAAAAGGAUCCUUCAGCUGACCAGUCAGGCACAGUGUCUCUCUUUCAGAAUAAGACAACUGAGCCUGUAAAAAGAUUACCAGUGACAGACAGUUUGCAUUCUGAAAAGGACAUUACUUUCCCACCAUUGCAUCAUCCUUCAAAUGUUGGGAUUGAAAUGCAUACCUCUUUGGAGAAAGACAGAUCUCUAAUUGGUGAAUGGAAUCCCAACUUUAAAGUUAGGUCCUUACAAGAAAGAAUGAAUGAACCCAAUACAGAACAAGUCUAUAAUCACUCUCAAUUUGAGAAUUUGAGAAGGUUUUGGGACUUAGGCGCCAAUCCCGACCAUCAAGAUAAUAUCGAGAAGAAUACUACCACAACAAGCCAAAAAAAUUCUGUGCUUUUUAAUAGCCAGAAACACAAAGGAUUCAGUGACGUGACAUCGUCAGGAAACUGUACCCAUGAGAGAGAGAUGCUUCUAAGCCAGAAAGAAAUCCCUGCAAGAGAGGAAACGGAGGAAUUAAAUUCAAAGGGCACACUCCAGGUGUUGCCAGAUGACACCACAUUUCCAUGGAGACCACCCAGAAAGUCCACUCAUCAGCUGCCAAGAUAUGAGUCAUCAAAGGAAAACAUGGGGAAAAAUACUGAAUGCUUCGUUACCCCGGUGUUCAAGGAAGAAAACGAUGACUCUGACCAAGAGCUCAAAGAGAUUCAAGAAUCCACAGUGAAAACAAGUGUUUCAUCUAAAGACUACAAAGACACACUUAAUGACAGCUUACAGAAGCUGCUUUCCGAAGCCUCAUCGCCAGUCCUCCCGCCUUCUGGUGGAAAAGUUCAUGCGAAACAAGUGUUUGAACCAGAUGUUUCUGAAAAUAGGACAUGGCCUCAGGAGAGAGAUUUUGUUGAUCCUGAGGAAGAAGCCAAAAGGCCUAAAGAGAUCAGUAAUGAGCAUAUAGACAAAACAGUAGCUCCUCCAAAGGCCUAUUUGAACACUUUGACUGCUAGUCUGGACAAACUCCUGAAGGAAGCAACCGGAAGCCCACCCUCUCCCUUGCAAACCAACUGUGAACCCACCACCACUGGGGUCAGCUCAGAGUCUGAAGAGAGUAGCGGUGAUGAAAACAGGAUAGAGCCGAGUCAGAACACAUCAGCUGAUGAGAGAGAGAAAAUGGCUUCUUCUCCAGAGGGGACAGAAACUUGGGGGAAUAGUGCUCUCUCUCAGGAAGCUCAAAGUGGUGAGUGCCAGCUGAACCCAGAGAACUUGUUGCAGGCAGCUGCAGAAGGCUCUCAUCCCCUGGAUCCACCUUCCUGUUGCCACAGAAAGGGUUCUUCCGGGGAUGUGGUCCACUCUCCCCAAGAUAUGCCUUCUCCCAGGGAUGCCCAUUCUUCUCCUCAGGAUAAGACACUGCUUUCUCAAAGGGAAGUUUCAGAGACUAUAGGAAAAGUUAUUCUUCCACCCAGACCUGCACUGAAUGAUGUAAAAGCUAUAUUACAAAAGCCACUUAGAAAAGCUUGGUUGAGUGAUCCAGCAGGGCUGGAAGUAGUUUCUGGAGAAGUAAAAAUAGAAUUUCCUAAAGGUGUACAGGUAGAAAGUAGUGCCUCCAAUUCUCUGGGAGUUAUCCCACAGACAACGGUGGACAGCACAGCUUCAGACAGAAAGGAUUUUUAUUCCUCCACUGUAGUUUCUGAUGAAACUCAUAAAAUGGGAUCUUAUUUAGCUGCCCAGAUGUCUCCAUCAGACCAAACCCUUAGCUCAUUUGCUUCUACUCUUGCUCAGUAUGGCAAAGAGUUACCUGAGGAAGUGACAGAAAUUGUGAGGGAAAUGACUAUUCAGCCUAAAUCAGAGCCCCUUGAAUUCAGUGUUGCCUUAGAAAAACUACUAAAGGAAACAACUGAAACCCCUUGCACAAAAUAUGACAGUGAUACAAGGGAUCUUUAGUCGUCAGAGUUAGUAGGUAUUACUGAGGUGCCCAGGCAAGCUGCUUCUGAAUUCCAUCCUAAGAAAAUAAAAGAAACAGUAGAAAAGUCUGAGGCUCCAUCAACUACUGAGAGUGCUUUUGAUAUUGGUUUGGAGAGACUCCUUAAAGAAAUAUCUAACAGUCCUUCUUAUCAGCCCCAAGUGUCAGUGAAGGAAGAAUAUCCUGAGGAGGAGCCAUUAGAGGCAAAGCAGGCCAGGUGUUGGGGGAGAGUGCCCCCUUUUCACUGGUCAGUCUCAGGGGCCUUGUAAAUCAAACAUAAGAGUAAUGUAUUCAAAUCUCAAGUCAACCAACGUGAUAGAGUGUUGGGAAGACACAAAACUAUGACUGGCUUUUCAUAUCUCUGUGGUUCUGAAAGUGGGAUUGAGAUCCCUGGAGGCUCACAACUUUCCGUGGACCAUGAAGUAGGGACCACAGACACUAUAAACCUCCCAGAGGAGAGGGAUAGUGAAAGUGAGGUUGCAGUGGUUCGAGAAAGAGCUUUUCAGGAGCCUGGUUUCAAAGAGGCUCCUGAAGCAAUUAAUGUGCCCAGAAAUAGGCAACCCGUUCCUCUCCUGACAAACAAAGAAAACUCUGCAAAAACAAGUCGAGUUGAGUUGAUUCUGGAAUCACCGUUUAAGAGACUAGAGGAAAAGGAAGAAAAAUGUUUCUCUGACUAUGAUUUUUCAGACGGAAACAUUGGUUCUAAUGCAAAAAGCUGGAGAAACAACUCCAGUUCAGAAGAAGAACCCAGUCCUGUUUUGAAAAUUUUGGAAAGGAGUGCUGCUAGGAAAAUGCCUUCCAAAAGUCUGGAAGAUAUUUCAUCAGAUUCAUCAAAUCAAGCCAAAGUAGAUACUCUGCCAGAAGAAUUAGUACGUAGUGCUGAAGAUGAUCAAAAAGCAGAUCAGGAACCAGACACAAAUGAAUGCAUUCCAGGAAUUUCCACAGUGUCUUCACAGCCUGAUAAUCAGUUUCCCCACCCUGACAAACUCAAAAGGAUGAGCAAGUCUGUUCCAGCAUUUCUCCAAGAUGAGAGUGAUGACAGAGAGACAGAUACAGCAUCAGAAGGCAGUUACCAGCUCAGCAGACACAAGAAGAGCCCAAGCUCUUUAACCAAUCUUAGCAGCUCCUCUGGCAUGACGUCCUUGUCUUCUGUCAGCGGCAGUGUGAUGAGUGUUUAUAGUGGAGACUUUGGCAGUCUGGAAGUGAAAGGAAACAUCCAGUUUGCCAUCGACUACGUGGACUCACUGAAGGAGUUGCAUGUCUUUGUGGCCCAGUGUAAAGACUUAGCAGCAGCAGAUAUUAAGAAACAGCGUUCGGACCCAUACGUAAAGACUUACCUAUUACCAGACAAAGGCAAAAUGGGCAAGAAGAAAACACUAGUAGUGAAGAAAACUUUGAAUCCUGUGUAUAAUGAGAUACUGCGGUAUAAAAUCGACAAGCAAACCUUAAAGACACAGAAGCUGAACGUGUCUGUUUGGCAUCGAGAUACAUUUAAGCGCAAUAGUUUUCUAGGGGAAGUGGAACUUGAUUUGGAAACUUGGGACUGGGACAACAAACAGAAUAAACAAUUGAAGUGGUACCCUCUAAAGCGGAAGACAGCACCAGUUCCCCUUGAAGCAGAAAACAGAGGUGAGAUGAAGUUGGCUCUCCAGUAUGUCCCAGAGCCAAUGCCUGGUAAAAAACUUCCUACAACUGGAGAAGUGCACAUCUGGGUGAAGGAAUGCCUCGAUCUACCACUGCUAAGGGGCAGCCAUCUAAAUUCUUUUGUUAAAUGUACCAUCCUUCCAGAUACAAGUAGGAAAAGUCGCCAGAAGACGAGAGCUGUGGGGAAAACCACCAACCCUGUCUUCAACCACACCAUGGUCUAUGAUGGGUUCAGGCCUGAGGAUCUGACUGAAGCCUGUGUAGAGCUUACUGUCUGGGAUCAUUACAAAUUAACCAACCAGUUUCUGGGAGGUCUUCGGAUUGGCUUUGGAACAGGUAAAAGCUAUGGUACUGAAGUGGAUUGGAUGGACUCUACUUCAGAGGAAGUGGCUCUCUGGGAAAAGAUGGUGAAGUCUCCCAACACUUGGAUUGAAGCAAUCCUGCCUCUCCGAACACUGUUGAUUGCCAAGAUUUCCAAGUGAAGCCAAAGUCCAUGGGC
Molecule: messenger RNA, 6680 nt
Organism: Budorcas taxicolor (takin)
Lineage: Eukaryota; Metazoa; Chordata; Mammalia; Artiodactyla; Bovidae
Gene: SYTL2
Product: synaptotagmin like 2
Exons: 19
Biological process (GO): exocytosis; intracellular protein transport
Cellular component (GO): plasma membrane; exocytic vesicle
Molecular function (GO): small GTPase binding; neurexin family protein binding
Source: RefSeq, a predicted model, not a curated record